UCAUGUGUUACAAUAAUGAUUUGGAUCUAUUUGUUCAAACUAUUUCUCUUGUGUUUAACGAUCUCUUUCUUUCUAUCUCUCUUUGUCUCUUCUAAGCCUCAACAAAGUGCUUCUGGAAACAAUGAGAGCUCUCAAGUUGGGUCAACAAAGGAAGGAAAUCCGAGUACCAUUGCCUGUGACUCUCAGGAUGAAGGCAGAACCUGUUCAAUGACGCGCAAAGAAAGUCCUCCAAGUAAUGCCACUGCAGAAACUGAGCCUAUCCCACAGAAAUUGCAAAUGCCUCCUUGUUCUGAAUGUGAGAUGAAAAAAGCCCCAGAAAAACCAUUGACCAGCUUUGAAGGGAUGGCAGCUAGAGAAGAAAAAAUACUGUAAAUACUAAGAAACUGUGUUAAAAACAUCCAUUUGCUAUUGUCUUCAUACUCUUUUUAGACCACAAGCUUGAUGGAAAUACUAAGUUUCUAAAGCAUGCAACUUUUUCACAAUUUUAUGUAACUUUAUAAAGUAGUCUACAAAUUUUCAAAGAUUCCAGACCAAUUAUGAUCCUUAAGCAAUAACCUAAUUGAAAUGAAUAUCCACAGUCAUAAAAAUUUUGUUGUCAUCAGUAAAUUGCCCCAUAUAAAUUGGUCUGGUUUAACUCAAAUGCUAUCUAACAUGUAAUUCUCCUGGUUCAUUUGGAUAUCUAGUACUUCUAUGAUGUAGUUGUCAGAAUCAACUGGAGGAUAAUAAAAUAUUGUGGGUUCUCAGCAUUCUUAGAAUCCAAAUUACAAAAAUAUCUAUAAGGGUUUAGUCCACAUAAGCCAACUGAAGUCACUUUCCUCAAGGUUGGAAUUUGUGCCAAUCUAAAUACGUUGUUUCUUUGAUGGUGUUUAUUGCUAUUGGUAUUAUUUUGAACUACUAAUAAUCAUUUUGUCUAAACAAUGCUAAGACAAUUCUGUCAAGAAUUUGGUCUGCUAACAUAAUUCAUUAAGUAUGUUUGGCAUCAUAUAGACAAAAUAUUUGGAUGAAUGACUAAAUUUCUGACACGAUUAAAUAUUUUGGCAUUCUAUAGACACAUCUCUUAUGUAUGUCUACUGCAAUUAUUCCAAGUUAAUAACCAAGUUGUCUGAAAUACUUGGCAGGAUUUUUGGUAUGAAGUUGGGUAGUGGAGUAGGGAAUGAAGAGUGAGUUCUAAAAUACAAAUAUGAAAGCAGGUAAUAUCUGUUACAAAGCAGGGGUUUGAUGAAAGUACAACAGCCAUGUUGAUUCAAUAAACCCAGAUGCAUAUUUUUUGAAAACAAAUGUGUUAUUGAAAUAAAUCAAUGGCAGUGUUAAUCCUUAAGAGUUCUGAUUUUCUAUAGGAAUAUCACUAAUCAAAUAAAUGCACUCAUGAAUAAUUGGAACAUAGCUCACAAGCAAGUGGAAUUGACCCUUGAAUAAUUAUCUGGUUAAUAGGUUUCAUAGGACUUUCAAAGUUGCAGACUCAAUUAAUGACUACAGUUAAGUUGUCUGAACUGAAAAGUCAUUUCUUUUGCUUAGAACCUUUUUGCAACUGUAGAAAGCAUAUUAAACCAUUGGUUUUACAGGAUGGAUCUGUCAAACCACGAUAUAUACAUUUGGAUCAGUGUAUCCUAGAAGAUAAUUAAUAAAAAUAUAUUAAAGGAAACGUGUAAUCAAUCAAUGAACUUAGAUUCUGAGAUUUAAUGGCAUACCUCUGAUCAAAAUGGCAUAUUGAAAUAAAUUUAAAGAUUUGGAGAAUUGGAAAAUAUCAUUAGCUGUAAAAGUAACAUUAUCAUGUAUUUAUGUAGCAAUUCUAUUUUCAGAAUGGUUCAGUGUCAUUUAUUAGCACAGACAGAUGCCAACCACAGUGGUUCAACUUAAUGAUUUUUUGAUGAUUCCGUGAAAACUUCAUAAUUUCUACAUACUUUGAAUUUUGAAUUUUUUUUUUUUUUUGGAGGGCUAGUGAUACGUGGUCCACGAGAUAUUCAACAUUUUAUUAUAAAAUAGGGUUUGUGUUAGACAAUUUGCCCAACUGUAGGAUGAGGUAUAUGUUCUGAGCACAUUUAAGCAGGUUUAAGUUAGGGUGGGCUAUGAUUUUCCAUAGGUUAGGUAUCUUAAAUGCAUUUUAGACUUACAAGGUUUUCAACUUUGGAUUUGUCUGUCUGUAUGUAACCCUAUUGUAAAUCAAGGGGCAUUUACAUUUUUCAUAAAACCAGCUACCCAAGAAAAAAAGAUAAUUAGCUUUAUAGAUGAUCUAUAGAGCUUUCAGAUGAAGUGACCAGGAUAAAAUAAAAGAUCAAGGUCUGAAGUUUCUGCUGACUCCUUCAUAUUUCUAAAAAUAAUUUAAUUAUAGAAACUAGAAUACUGCUAGUCUCCCAAGUCCUGUUCCUUGUAAUUUUCCCACUGUGCUCAGUGGCCCUAGCCAUCUCCAUAGUUUCAUGACAGGGAAGCAGAUCAUUUAUUUUUAAUUUAUAUUCAGUCUCCCACCUCCACCCUGGGGCCCAGCUUCCCUUGUAGGCCCUGUGGGUCCUAUGGAAAGUUAUUCACCAUGUCAUCUAGCACAGCAUGUUUUGAAGCAUCUUUGGAAUGAAAAAAAAGGAGAAUCAGGCUGUUAUUUUCUGAAAUUGUCAUGAGAGAGAACAUGUUGAACGGUAAGAACUCAGGUUGAUAUUAAUCACGUUUUUAUCAAGCUUCAUUUUAAAGUUGUUUAUUUUCUCUAUGUUCUAAAUUUCUUUUAUUAAUUCCUGGCUUGAUCAAGUGGGCUUUGGAUCCAUAUGAUUUUUUUUUUUUUUUGAAAUGAAGUCUCACUCUUGUUACCCAGGCUGGACCGCAAUGGUGCGAUCUUGGCUCACUGCAACCUCUGCCUCCCAGGUUCAAGUGAUUCUCCUGCCUCAGCCUCCCGAGUAGCUGGGAUUACAGGUACCUGCCACCGUGCCCAGCUAUUUUUUAUGUUUUUAGUAGAGACGGGGUUUCACCAUGUUGGCCAGGCUGGUCUUGAACUCCUGACCUCAGGCGAUCCACCUGCCUCAACCUCCACCCAAAGUGCUGGGAUUAUAGGUGUGAGCCACCACACUCGGCCAAUGUAUUUUUUUCCUUUAAAUAUAUAUGGCAUUAUACAUCCAGCAAAGUUUACUAUGUUAUAUUCAUUGCAUCAUUUGUUUUAAAAAACAAAAAGUAACUUGUAGCAGGAGACCUUUAAAAAUAUUUUUAGGAGUUCUUUUUAAUAGCUAUGUUUGAGAUUCUUUUUUAUUAUAUUCUAUGACUGUACCUUAAUGAAUACAUUUUAUUUAUCUCAGUUUCUAAUUGCUUUAAAAUAUAAUCAGAUAAGUUAAAAAUGUUUCUCUUACAUUUUUGAAUUUGUGUAUGAGAAAGGGGCCAUUUCUUACAUCUUUUAAUUAACAACUAAAUAAACAGAUGUUGUUUUAAAGGAAUUAACACUUAAAUCCCAACCGUCCUCAUAUGGAAUAAAAUAUCAACCUAAAUGUUGAUUAUAGAGAGUAUAAUUCUAUUAUGUACCUGUAAUGAUAAGCAGUGAAAGAUUACUUACAUUUUGAAAAAUAUGUAAUUGAUUCUUACUAAGAAAAAAGAUAUUUUCCAAUGGAAUAACUUGUUUUAAUAGAGAUACAACCAGAACCAACAAUUGUAUUUCUCUAUAGUUAUUUUAAAAUAGUAAUCAAUGCUAUGUAUUUGAUGCAUUUGUUUCCAAAUUAGAAGUUUCUUUUGGCUUUGUGUUUUCUUUUAUGUGCGUUAAAUAUGUAAACUGAACCUGUUCCUAAAAUGCAUUAAACUUAAAUGAGUGCUGUGUCUAUCCAAUGCCAAAAUUCUCAGAAGAAAAGUGAAUAAUUCAGUCAUUCAUCUGGAUGUGGUUUUCUGUGUAAUCUCAAGUAUCUGAAUAUUGAAAAAACUAGGUUGCUAACUUUUUUUCAUUCCUUAUGCAGAUGUUUCGCAUCAUAGUGCUGUUUCAGAUACAGAUCUGUUUCAUAAAAUAUCCUCAAUUACAAGUCUAAGACAGUUAUAUGUAAAGAAAAUGUACUAUUUUAGAUGAGCAAUGUGGAUAACCGAACUAAAACAAUAUUUGUGAACUUUGCUAUAAUGAAAUCUUUUAUUUUUAUAGCUCAGGUAUUGUAAUUAGCACUAAUUGCAGCAGAGGCUGAAAUAAUUAUUGACACCAUAGCGUACCAUAGAGUAGGUUGAACUGGCCAGACCUAGAGAGUGAAGAAAACACAUACUGUUUACUUAGGAGACAUUUUCUUAGUCGUGUGUAUAGUCCUAAACUUCCCCAAACUAUGUGUUCAUUUGGAUUGUGUUAUGUAAUAUUAACAGUCGAAUGAUGAAGAAUAAAAGAUGCUGAAAGAUGGCCUAUUUUUGUUCAAUAAAGAUUGUUACAAGGAUA
Molecule: messenger RNA, 4369 nt
Organism: Chlorocebus sabaeus (green monkey)
Lineage: Eukaryota; Metazoa; Chordata; Mammalia; Primates; Cercopithecidae
Source: RefSeq, a predicted model, not a curated record